AGGUGGCAUGAAACGUCCUGUUUGUAAGCAUAUACAUAAGGAAUGCUCUUGGCACACCUUGAUAAGUUACUUUGGCCUAAACAUCGAUUGCCUCUUGUAAAAACCUAAAUGGCAGCUCAGAAAAGGAAGUCUAUGUUAGUUGAGCCUUCUGCUAAGCGUCCAAAGCUGGACAAGAACAGCAAACCAUCAUCGGCGAAGAAGGAAAAAGAGGUGUCAGAUACAAAACAUGUCUCAAAUAAAUCAAAGCCUAAUCAGUGUGCAGUGCAGGAGAAAACUGUGCUCAAAACCUCUGUCAAAUCAAACAGUGACAACACCAAUGAACCUGAACUAGGAAUGCGCAUGACUACAAGAUCAUCAGGAUUCAACUCGAAUACUAAAACAGUACCUGACAAAAAGGUCCAACAGCAGUCUAAAUCUACAAAAAAUAAGGAGGUAUGCCAGAAAACAUCUGUGCAAGAAAGUCCUAAGUCAAAAUGCAUAACUGAGCCAAAUGAGCCAGUAAUGAGGAGAUCACAGAGGCUGCAACAGUUAACACACGUACAUGUACCAGCAAGAUCACUGCGCAACAGAGAAGUUAAAGAAGAAAAAGCUCUGCAAGUUAAACAGAGUAGCCAAGCAAAAAAACAUACUCGCAGUAUUUCAGCAAAAGUACUUAAAUCUGCUGGAGAAAAAAAGGAACAGAAAAACACAAAAAUAAAGCCAGACAAUACAGAUAAGGAUAAAGAAACACAUGUAGAAGUGACCAGCUCUCUGAAAGAGAAAAAAUGUAAAGCAGACAAUAAAGAUGAUGAUUCCAACAGUUUUCAGCACAGCCUUCAAGGGUCAUCAUUAUGUCCUGAUGAGAAUCUUGAGGAAGUUAAGAAAGACCAAACGGACUCUGUAUCUCCUAUUCCUAGCAACACAAUAAAAGAGGAAACAGAUUCUCUUAAGCCAAAUCCUAAGACAGUAACUAAGGAAAAGCAGCAAAUACAUCAGAACGUAAAAAACAGUACAAAACAAAAAAAGAUUUCACAGCCAUCUGUAAGUGAAACAAAUGUGGCUGAUCAACCAGAGAACGAUGCAAAAUCCAAAAGGGUAAGCAUCCUUGAACUUUGUGAAGAAAUCGCAGGUGAGAUUGAGUCAGAUACAGUAGAGGUGAAAAAAGAUUCCGCUAAUGCUGAGUAUAGCAAAACAGAAGAAAAGCACGCCAACCUACAGCUUCAACAAAGUGAAAUGCUUACUCAGAAAGAACCUAGUCAAAGUACUCAAUGCAAACGUUUUUUCCCUAGCAAAAAAGCAAUGCCUGUCAAAUGCACUCUGAACGGUAGAAAUAACUCCUCAAACAAAAACUCUAAAUGGACCAAAAUUAAAUUACUGAAAGCUAGUAACAUGAGGCAAGGUAGCUUAAAUUCUGCAAAUGCCCCUAAGCUUUCUUUGUUAAAAGAUUACCCUGAAGUUUCAGAGGCAAGUCAAAUAGCUACAGAAGUAGAGCUUUCAAAGGCACAAGGCAAGCUGUCAUUAACAGGACUCUCGGAGAAUGAAAGUGCAACUUGUGUGCAGGAGAAAUCAGAUCCUUCAUCUGAAAGAGCUGGAGCUAAAGAAGUGAUAUUAGAAACAAAACAGCCCACAAAGAGAAGUGCAGAAAACGGUUUGUUGCGUAAUUUGACAAAACAUUUGUGUGAGCCAAGACCAGAUGAGAACUUUCGAUUACAUCUGGAAUCAAGUCCAGAAAGUUCUCCAGUAAAGUGUGUUACAGCUCCUAAACCACCAAAACAAUUAAAAAAAGAACCUGGAGAAAGUGAACCUCAAGGCUUGGCUCCCAAGCAGUUGACGCAAACUUCAUUUACAAAUCAAACUUCUGAAACUGAGAACAGGCUUCCAUUGUCAAAUCCUUCAUUAGCAUCAAAAUGCAGUAAUUUCCUACCAUCCGAGGAACAUAUUCAGAAGCUAAAAGAAGCAGGAAAAGAUGGAGAUAAGCAGCUGAUCAUAGAUGCAGGACAGAAGAGAUUUGGUGCUAUUUCCUGUAAUAUUUGUGGAAUGCUUUACACUGCGUCAAAUCCAGAGGAUGAAACCCAACAUCUGUUAUUUCAUAACCAGUUCAUAAGUGCUGUCAAAUAUGUGGGUUGGAAAAAGGAGAGAAUUUUGGCUGAAUAUCCUGAUGGAAAGAUAAUAAUGGUUCUUCCCGAUGACCCAAAAUAUGCACUUAAAAAGGUUGAAGAAAUUAGAGAAAUGGUAGACAAUGACUUGGGAUUUCAGCAAGCUCCGCUCAUGUGUUACUCUAGAACUAAAACUCUUCUUUUUAUUUCUAACGACAAAAAAGUUAUCGGCUGUUUAAUUGCAGAACAUAUCCAGUGGGGCUACAGAGUUAUAGAAGAGAAGCUUCCAGAAGUCAGUUCAGAAAAUGAGAAAGUCAUAUUUGAAAGACAGAAAGCGUGGUGCUGUUCAACCUCUCCAGAACCUGCUAUUUGUGGGAUUAGUCGAAUAUGGGUAUUCAGCAUGAUGCGUCGAAAGAAGAUUGCUUCUCGGAUGAUAGAAUGUCUUAGGAGCAACUUCAUCUAUGGUUCAUACUUAAGUAAAGAAGAAAUCGCUUUCUCUGACCCCACUCCUGAUGGAAAACUCUUUGCAACGCAGUACUGUGGCACCGGUCAGUUCCUGGUAUACAAUUUCCUCAAUGGACAGCACCAGACUUAACUGCUCUCAAAGGAAUUCCGU
Molecule: messenger RNA, 2691 nt
Organism: Charadrius vociferus (killdeer)
Lineage: Eukaryota; Metazoa; Chordata; Aves; Charadriiformes; Charadriidae
Gene: ESCO1
Product: establishment of sister chromatid cohesion N-acetyltransferase 1
Exons: 11
Coding region: 109-2670 (853 amino acids)
Biological process (GO): mitotic sister chromatid cohesion
Cellular component (GO): chromatin; nucleus
Molecular function (GO): protein-lysine-acetyltransferase activity
Source: RefSeq, a predicted model, not a curated record